Messenger RNA from Phragmites australis (common reed), 2097 nucleotides. RefSeq lists its product as uncharacterized. The transcript has 10 exons. The record is from RefSeq and is a predicted model, not a curated record. The coding region runs from base 736 to 1662 and encodes 308 amino acids. Lineage: Eukaryota; Viridiplantae; Streptophyta; Magnoliopsida; Poales; Poaceae.
AGACUGAGAGUAGAAGUUAAGAACGGAAUUUCUUUUUGGGUUUUUAAACAUCACGGGUGUGUUGCUUUCAUGGCAUAAGAAAGCUGGAAACCAACCGAGGAGGGAAAGGGGAGAACCUAAGAUGGAAACGAAUAGUGGCAAUUAUUGUUUGGAGGCCGUUGCAGCUCUGGUGAAUUCCAACAGAGAUCGCUGCUCCUCCCACAAUCUCUGAUUCUUUUUGCGUGUGCAAGUUAUUAAAUUGGCACACGGCUUUGGCUUUUGGAGGCAGGCGUAUACGGUUUACUGGUGCGGCGGGGCCGCCGCUUUUUGGGUCCUCUCUCCGGCCCUCCCAUUGGAGUGGGCAAAGCUUGGCGGCACCAUUUAAAGAGGCAAACUGCACACCGAGCGCACCGUCACACACGAACGCACACCUAGUGAUCAUACUGGAGCAUGGCUUCUCCGGUUGUCUCCCUGCUGCGGAGCGAGAGCAGAUAGAUCGGAUUUGUGCUGAAAACAUUUUCUUGGGAUCUUCGAAAACUUAUAAGAUUCUGCUUUUAGCACUCCAUAUUUGGAUGGAUUGUUGGAGCACUAGGCACCAAUCUCUCCAGGUUGUGCAAAAAUGCAGUGUAACCUGUAGUUAGUGAUACGGACCUCUCAUCUGAUACCGGAAUUAUUGGAAUUGUUGCGGAGCUUGGAGUGCGUCCUCCGAGGCUGGAAGUACCAAAAUCUGUCCUCGAGAGUUUGGCGUGCAUUUAGAUGGCAGACGAUCCUAAUAUGAAUUUUGGGGCAUUUUCCCAGUCGCUCUGCAACCAGCAAGUGGUUUCAUUUCAGACAAGCGCGACAUCUAGCGGAUCAGGAGGCAUAGCAAUGUACAUGGAUUGUUCCACUGGGAUGGACGCCAGCGUGGGGAUGUUGAGCGCCACACCUUCAGUGGUUGUGUCCACUAGUUCGACCAAUAUGCCUGUUGAUUCUGGGCAGAACCUCAAAUAUGGAGGACCUCUGGCUGCGGAUUGGACACACCUUGAGCUUCAAGUGCUGAGAGAUGGCAUGGAGAAAUAUGUAAAUGAACAAGGCAUCAUGAAGUAUAUAAAGAUAGCAGCUUCAUUACCAAACAAGACAGUAAGAGAUGUUGCAAUGAGGUGCCAGUGGAUAGGGAAGAAAGUAAAUACAAGACGAAGGAAGCCUGAAGAACACCAUAUUGGCAGAAAGAUAAAAGAAAGAAAGGAUAAAUUUGUAAAGCCUGCACAUUGGGGAGCAAAUCAUCCAGUUCAGACAGACAUAAGAGUCUCUUCAUUUAUGUCGCAUAAUGUUCAAAACAAUUUGUUUCUAUCUGGAGCCUCUGAGAUAGAUCGCGCAAUGCAGCAUCUACUGGAAGAAAAUAACUGGCUUCUUAAUCAAAUAGAAACAAAUAUUCUAACAUUUCAGGAGGAAAUGCAGGGAUCAUUGGAAAAGCAUGGUGCACGUCAAUUUUUUAGUGCUCAGAACAACAUUGAUCUCUUCCAUCGGACAAGAAGGAACAUUAAUGAUCUUUUACAAGGCAUGAGCCAAAUGCCUGGAAUAAUGAGCAAGAUGCCUCCGCUGCGCAUCUCAGUGAAUGAGAAUCUUGCUAGCUUAGUGCUACCUGGUCUUACAAUGGAACAAGUUCUUGGAAGCAGCCAUUUGAAGGAGCCAAGAGGAUGGUAGGUCACUGCCAACAGGUUUCAGUUAAGGCGGACUUUCGAACUUCAUCAGUAGAUCGAUAGACUAUAUGGAGAAUUACUGCUUCAUUUUGCACACCAAAUGGCGAUGAAUCACCACCAAGGAUCCUGCUUUGUCUAUCUGAAAGCAAAUGGAGACGUGACUGAAACCACUCUGCUGCCCGGCCUCCAAAAGACAGGUGCUGAAGGCUCCUGAUCUGCAACAAGCCUAAACAUUGGUGGCCGAGCACCGAGGGUUUCAGGAAACUGCAGUUUUUCUUUUCUUGCUGCACCUGUAAAUAUCGAUUCUUUUGGAUUUCUCCUUCAGACAGUAGGGUAAAUAGAUGUAGCAGAGGAAGUUCACAAGAACUAGCUAAAUAUUUCCCUAAAAAAAGUAGCUACUGUAUGUUACUGUAAUUCAAGUGCCUAGAUUCUAAUUUUC